GUUUUUGAACAGAAUACCUAAAAUUACCAGUACCCCAGACCGACACGCAGCAACAAGCGCAUCUUCGCUGCUGCGAAUUUUAAAAAGCGAAGGCAGAGGGAAUUUUAAGAAGCGCGCCACACUAUCAGCUGGCCGCGACAAUCGAUAGUCGUGCGAAAGCAGGGCCGCGGAGCAGCACUGGCGACCGUAGCGAUAGGCAGCAGCGCCAAUCGAUAGCUGGGUCGCAGAAGGAGGAGGAGAAGCAGAGGAGAAAAACAAAAACCAAUUGCGAAAAGUGUAAAGUUUAGAGCGCAGCGCAAUUGUGUGGAAAAAAAAAGCGGAGCACAAACGAGCCGCCAGCCGCAACGAAACCAAGCAGAUAGCAGCACCCUUUUUCCACGACGCGCCAGCGGGAAUUUGCACCUGCUGCGGGCGGACUCACACACACGCACCCACACACUCACUCACUCGCGGGCAGCCAAAUCGUCAUUCUCGACUAUUUUUUUGUUUUUUGCGAAAUCCAAGACGAAGGCGAAUCCACAACAAAUGCAGAUUGGAGCUCGAUUGGCUCGCGAUUAGUGCCUAGUCACGCGGGAUCAGCAAAGCAAAGCGAGGAGGCCAAAAGCCCGGAGAAGGAUACGGGAUACGGUUACGGUUACGGAUAGGGAGCCAUGUCCGUGCGGACGAAGGUUCUCGGCCUGGUGGACGUGAUGAUGCGCGUGCCACCGGUGAUGGUCAUGGAUGAGAUACUGAAGAUGGAAAUGGGCAUGCACUCGUGGCUCUAUCCGGACAAGGACAAGGCCAGUGGCGCACUGGAUCCGCCCACGGAAGCGCCAGCGGUGCCAUCCAGCCAGGAUCCGUUCGCCAGCAUCAAGGAGUUCUUCGGACUCCGCGCCGGCGACGCCAUCUCCCACAUGACCUCCUCCGCCCAAUCUGUGCUGGAACAGAGCAUCGAGGACGCCUCCGAGACGGCAAAAACGAACGGCGUGCUCAGCUCCGGCUUCAACUCGCUGAUGAACGAGCUGUCCAAGGACCAAACGCUGGCGGAUGUGCUCAGCAUCACCACGGUCAAGUUCGUGUUCUGCGUGUUCGCUUUCCUGUCCGCCGCGUGCAUCUUCAUGCUCUGGACCCGGCAUCUGGUGAUGGUCUACAUGUUCCUCACCUCGCUGGGCCUCACCUUCCUGUCCUACUGGUCGAACGUGAGUGCGCUGGCGCUGAUGGAGCGGAGUCCCAGCAUGCUGGAGGACCUCAUGUCGCUGAACACCACGAGGCUGCUGGACUCGGGCGGCGUGGUCAUGUCGCUGGCGCCGCAUCUGAUGGCCCAGUGGUUCAUGGGCAUGCUGUUCGCCUACAUCCACCUGGGACCGAGGUUCGAGAAUGUCCAGAGAUCGAUGCCCAUCAUCUUCGCUAGUCCAAUUCUGUUGGCCAUGCUGCCGCUGCCGGCGAAGGUGGUGCAACACCUGCCCGUGGUGGCCGCUUUCACGCCCAUCAUCCUCACGAAGAUCACGCUGAUGCAGAGCGCCAUGGAGGCCAGUCGCACGGUCUACAACGGAUACCAGUACGCCAUGAACUUUGUGUCCAACUUUGGACUGUCGGCGCUCAUGGAAAACGAAUGGCAGAGGCUCAAUGUGCCCAACGUUCUGAGGGUUUUUUGGACCAUCAGAAUAAUCCAAGGAGGCUAUGCCCUGGCCACGACGGAAUCGGAUGAGCCCCUGGAUCUAAUGACGGCCACACAGAAGCUGCUCGUCGACGGCUGUGAGACCCUAACGGCGGUGCUGGGCAUGACGGGCGUCAUCUCGAUGAUCUGCCACUACAUCGGACGCGGCUUCCAGUGGUACCUGCUCACCUACGACAACGACGAGGAGAAGUCGCUGGGCACUGUCUCCGCAGUGCUCUUCUACAUCCUCGCUCUGCAGACGGGUCUAACCUCGCUGUCGCCAGACAAACGCUUUAUCCGGCUAUGCCGCAAUCUGUGCCUGCUGAUGACCGCUCUGCUGCACUUCCUGCACAACAUCGUGUCGCCCAUCUUGAUGUCGCUCAGUGCGGCACGGAAUCCCUCGCGGAAACGCCAUGUGCGCGCCCUCUCCGUCUGCGCGUUCCUCGUGGUGAUGCCGGUGUCCCUGCUCUACUACCUUUGGUCGCAGCGAUCCAUCUCCACCUGGCUGCUGGCGGUUACCGCCUUCUCCGUGGAGGUCAUCGUCAAGGUUCUCGUUUCGCUGGCCACCUACACGCUCUUCCUGCUGGACGCGCGGCGGCAGUUCUUCUGGGAGAAGCUGGACGACUACCUGUACUACGUGCGCGCGUUCGGCAACUCGGUCGAGUUCUGCUUCGGCAUCCUGCUGUUCAUCAACGGUGCUUGGAUUCUGGUCUUCGAGUCUGCCCAAAAUGCUACAGGCGGCGCCAUCAGAGCGAUCAUGAUGUGCAUCCACGCCUACUUCAAUAUCUGGUGCGAGGCACGGGCGGGCUGGUCGGUCUUCAUGAAGCGGCGUUCGGCGGUCCACAAGAUCUCAGCCCUACCAGAGGCAACUCCUGCCCAGCUGCAGGCAUUCGACGAUGUCUGCGCCAUCUGCUAUCAGGAAAUGUAUUCCGCCAAGAUCACGCGGUGUCGCCACUUCUUCCACGGCGUCUGCCUGCGCAAGUGGCUGUACGUCCAGGAUCGUUGCCCCCUGUGCCACGAGAUCAUGAUGUACACGGACAAGGCGGAUGAGAAUGCGCCGGAGGCGGAGCCAGCGGCAGCUGCCCAGGCUGAGCAGCCGAUACGGAUAUACCCGCGAGACGACGGCAACAACGCAGCUGCGCCGCGACGCUCUCCGGAGCGCGCUCCAGUCGAAGCACCAGAACAGGCGGCCGGCACCAGCUCCUCCAGCGCAGCGGCGACGAUCGGAGCGGAUGCAGUGUCGGCCAUCGUGGAAUCCGCAGCGGCUGUGGGCGAGGCGCGUUCGCUGGUCAGCGUAGCCAGCAGCAGCGCCACCCACCGAAUCAGCGCUAGCGGGAGCAGCGACAGCAGCUACAUGUCCGCAUCCGCCCAGCCGCCGCCGCCGACGGCCACCUCGGCUGCUGCUGUGGCCACGGCGGCGGCCAGCAACACGACGCACAUGUUCCGGAUGUCGCAGGACCAGCAGUAGUCGCAUAUAUAGGGUAGGAUAGGACCGAAUCGGUUCGGAUCGGACGGAACGGGAGCGCUCGGCGUACCUUGCGUUUCUUAUAUAUAUCUUACUACUUGGAAACGUUCUGUGUGUUGUUAGUGUACUUAUGUAUAAAUGCAAAUCUUCGUAGCGA
This is a messenger RNA of Drosophila mauritiana, 3258 nucleotides long. It is a transcript of the gene Trc8, whose product is annotated as protein TRC8 homolog. The transcript has 7 exons. Gene Ontology annotation, cellular component: endomembrane system; endoplasmic reticulum. The record is from RefSeq and is a predicted model, not a curated record. NCBI's taxonomy places the organism in Eukaryota, Metazoa, Arthropoda, Insecta, Diptera, Drosophilidae. The coding region runs from base 651 to 3104 and encodes 817 amino acids. Gene Ontology annotation, biological process: ERAD pathway. Gene Ontology annotation, molecular function: ubiquitin protein ligase activity.